UCUUGCUCUUGUUGUUGCUAGCACACACGUGCAGGUAGCAGCUCUCCGGUCCUCUUCCUUUGUUCCGGUGGUCCCGGCUCUUGGUGUGAACGGUUGAACAUGUCCCGGGUCCAGAAGUUCCGCCUCUUCGUGACUCAGAGACUGCACGUGGCGGUCGAAGAUAUUUUGGCGGCUUUUGAGGAAACACUCGUGAAGUACGAACAGGAAGCGGCUCUAACUCAGGAGGUGAUCUCCCGCCAGCACGCGCUACUCUGCGCGCUUAACAAGCCGCUCAUGGAGGCAGCUCAGUCCGGAGAUGUGAUCACCAAGCAGUUGUUGGUGAGUAAUGACUCCGUCCCCCUUGAGCACCAGGACCAGGAGACCCCAGAGCCCCCCCUUGUCAGAGAGGAGGGGGGGCCACCCCCACAUCUGGCCGAGGAUGAUAUCAUCCAUUUCACCUACAGCACCAGGUGUUCCGUCAGACCGGAUCAGGAGGUCCACCUGGUGUCAUCAGAGACCGAGGACAGCGAGGACUACAGCCAAGACCCUCCUGACCACCCGUCUGCCUCCCCCCACAGACACCCCUCUGUCUCACAACCCCCCUCUGCCUCCCCCCACAGACACCCCUCUGUCUCACAACCCCCCUCUGCCUCCCCCACAGACUCCCCUCUGUCUCACAACCCCCCUCUGCCUCCCCCCACAGACCCCCCUCUGUCUCACAACCCCCCUCUAGGUCCCCCGUCAGAGGCCCCUCUGCCUCCCCCCUCAGGUCCUCAGGAGGACAAGCCUGCAGGGUCUUACUGCGGCACCUGGAGAUCACGGAAAAAUUGA
Messenger RNA from Labrus bergylta (ballan wrasse), 810 nucleotides. NCBI's taxonomy places the organism in Eukaryota, Metazoa, Chordata, Actinopteri, Labriformes, Labridae. The record is from RefSeq and is a predicted model, not a curated record.